ACUCACCAACACAAUGAUCGCGCAAACCAUCAGGGCCUCGCGCCAGGCGCUCGUCCGCGUCGCCCGGCAGCAACCUGCCUACGUCGCCCGCCGCACCUUCAUCACUCCCUCGGCCGUCCGAUCAGCCGAUCUGGUACAGGACCUCUACCUCCGCGAACUCAAGAACUACAAGGUCCCGCAAGUCAAGCCCACAGACGCCGAGGGCCACGUCCAGAAGUUCACCGUCCCCAAGACGCCCGCUUCCCCAGAGGAGAUGGACAUUGCAAAUGAGUUGAAGGCGUACGAGACACAGACGGUUGACGUUGAGGGCGCUGCAGGCGAGGACGACGCUGUGCUCCCGCAAGAGGAUUGGUUCGAGGAGGAGGAUGAGAGCAUUACCACUGCCGGUGCCACCCACUAGAGGAAGGUUCCUGGGCGAGGGCCUGCCUGUAUCGCAACACUAGCAAUUGUGCCAAUACCACGGGGCAAUAGAAACCGAGGCUUGGAUGUAUGU
Pyrenophora tritici-repentis Pt-1C-BFP is the source of this 493-nucleotide messenger RNA. Its product is annotated as mitochondrial F1F0 ATP synthase subunit Atp14. The record is from RefSeq and is a predicted model, not a curated record. NCBI's taxonomy places the organism in Eukaryota, Fungi, Ascomycota, Dothideomycetes, Pleosporales, Pleosporaceae. Gene Ontology annotation, molecular function: proton-transporting ATP synthase activity, rotational mechanism. Gene Ontology annotation, biological process: proton motive force-driven ATP synthesis.